AUGCAAUCAAAUAAAUGUUUUUAUAAAGCAACAAAGAAAGGAACAAUUAUAAAAGUUGUAAAUGAAAUUUAUUUAAGAGAUGAUAUACCAUGUGGACAUGAUAGUUGUAAAGAAUGUAAAAUCAAAUUAGAGAGAAGGACAACAGUUGAAGAUAGAGCAUUAUUAUCAAACGAAAUCAAUACAAUUGAUUCUGAUAAAAUAUUAAUAUUAGAUACAAAUGUAAUAUUGCACCAAAUUGAUUUAUUAGAAGAUCCAACCAUAAAGAAUUGUAUAAUAUUAUCAACGGUAUUAGAUGAAGUUAAAUCACAAAAUCGUGCAAUCUUUAAUCGUAUACGUGAUGUAAUUAAAGAAUCCUCAAGAAAAUUUUAUGUUUACUCUAAUGAAUAUAGUACAUUCACAUCAAUCACUAGAGAAAAUGGUGAAUCGCCAAAUGAUAGAAAUGAUCGUGCAAUUCGUGUAGCUACUCAAUGGUAUAAAUCACAUCUUCAUAAAUAUUCAAUUAAAGUUUUAUUAAUUACAAAUGAUAAAGAUAAUUUAAAAAAAGCAAAAUCAUUAGGUUUAGAUUGUCAAACUAUUCAAGAUUUAGUAUUUGAAUUAUCAGAUAAGAAUCCAUCAUUGGUUGAUAAAUUAUCAGAUCCAAAUGAUGAUAGUAAUGAAAAAGAUAAUGAUGAAUCAAAGAGAUUCCAAUAUCAAGAACAUAAGCCAAUGUCAAUGUUAACAGAGGGAAUUAAAGGUGGUAAAUUAAUUCAAGGUAUAUUUAGAACAAGUAUAACCAAUUAUAGAGAAGCAACAGUAUCAAAUAGGGAGAUGGAAAAGGAGAUAUUGAUUCAAGGUAUUGAGAAUAUAAAUAGAGCAGUGGAUGGUGAUAUUGUUGCCGUUGAAUUAUUUGAUCAAUCUAAAUGGAAUACACCAUCGACUUUAAUUAUGUUAGAGAAUGAAGGUGUUGAAGAAGAUGAUGAUUCAAUUGCAAAGGAUUCAUUAAUUUCAAAAAAGCAACCAACUGGUAAAGUCGUUGGUAUAAUUAAACGUAAUUGGAAGCCAUAUUGUGGUGCAGUUGAAUUCAAACAAGAUGAUAAUAAUACUACUACGAAAACAAGUACAGGUUUACAUUUUCUUUAUUUUAUGCCAAUUGAUAAACGUAUACCAAAAAUUAGAAUCAAAAGUCGUCAAGUUAGUAAUUUAAUUGGUAAACGUAUUGUUGUGGCAAUCGAUCAAUGGGAUAAGAAUUCAAAAUAUCCAAGUGGUCAUUUUGUAAAGGAUUUAGGACCAUUGGGCGAUAAGGAAACAGAGAGUCAAGUAUUAUUGUUACAAUUCGAUAUACCACAUCAUCCAUUUGGUGCAGCAGUAAUGAAAUGUUUACCAUCACCAGAUAUUAUGGAUCGUGUUACGAGUGCUGAUAUGGUGGGUCGUAAAGAUUUGAGAAAGGAGUGUAUUUUCAGUGUUGAUCCACCAGGUUGUACAGAUAUUGAUGAUGCAUUACAUAUUAAAGAUCUUGGUAAAGGUAUUAUGGAGGUUGGUGUUCAUAUUGCUGAUGUAUCACAUUUUGUUCAAGAAGGUACAGCAAUCGAUGAAGAAGCUGCAAAUCGUAGUACUUCUGUUUAUUUAGUCGAUAGAAGAAUUGAUAUGUUACCAGGUGAAUUAUCAGGUAAUCUUUGUUCAUUAAUGUCAAAUGUAGAUCGUUUCGCUUUCUCUUGUAUUUGGAAAAUUAAUCAACACACUGGUGAAAUCAUUGCAGUCGAAUAUACUAAAAGUAUAAUUCGUUCAUGUGCAUCUCUAACCUAUGAACAAGCACAAAUUAGAAUUGAUGAUAAAUCUCAAAAUGAUCAAAUCACAGUAAAUCUUAGAAAUUUAAAUAGUUUAGCAAAAAUUCUUAGAAAACAACGUUUCGAUAGGGGUGCACUCUAUUUAGCUUCACCACAAGUUAAAUUCAAGACUGAAGAAUUGGGUGGUGAUCCAUCCGAUGUUGAAAUUUAUCAACUUCGUGAAACAAAUUCAAUGAUUGAAGAGUUUAUGUUGUUAGCAAAUAUUUGGGUUGCCAAGAAAAUUUAUAAACAUUUCCCAGGUUGUGCUAUGUUACGUCGUCAUCCAACUCCAAAUAAAGCAGCUUUCGAUUUAUUGACAAAGUUAAUCGAGAAUAAAGGUUACAAAUUCUCAACCACCACAAGUAAAGAUUUAGCAGAUUCAUUGGAUUCCGCUGUAGAUAAGAACGAUUCAUACUUUAAUACCCUAUGUCGUAUUAUGACAACCCGUUGCAUGUCACCAGCUAAAUAUUUCUCAUCAGGUUCAUUACCAUAUGAAGAUUUUAAUCAUUAUGGUUUGGCCACUGAUAUUUACACUCAUUUCACAUCACCAAUUCGUCGUUAUCCAGAUAUUAUAGUUCAUCGUUUAUUAGCUUCUGCAAUUGGUAUUCAAUCAGUUUCAUUAAAUUUAGAGAAUAAAACCAUUUCAGCAUUAACAGAGAAUAAUAAUUUCCGUCAUAAAAUGGCUCAAUACGCAAGUAGAGGUUCAACUCAACUUCAUACUUUAAUCUUUUUCAAAGGUCGUAAAUCUGUUGAAGAUGCUUAUAUCAUUCGUGUAAAAGCUAAUGCUUUUGUUGUAUUAGUGCCACGUUAUGGUUUUGAAGGUACUGUUUAUGUUUCUGAUCCAAAUUCUUCAACUGCUACCACCAAUGGUGGUGGUGGCACAUCUAAUAUUUAUAAUUAUAAUCAUGAAGAUCAAACACUUGGUAAUGGUAUUCAUACUUUUAGAGUAUUUGAUAAAGUUACUGUUGAAAUUUAUGUUGAUGAUAGUAAAGCUCAUGAUCAAAAAUUAAAAAUUAAUUGUAUAAAUCCAAAUAUUUCAUUCGUACCAUCUGAUGAUAUUGAUAGUAAUAAUUUAGAUGAUAUUUUAAAUCAAGAAAAUAAUAUUAAUAAAUCAACUUCCUCUACCUCAUCUUCAAAUAAAUCUUCAAAAGUUAGAAAACAACCUGAAAAUAUAAAAUCUUCAACAAAACCAACAUCAAAUAAAAAAUUAAAAAAAUAA
Dictyostelium discoideum AX4 is the source of this 3021-nucleotide messenger RNA. RefSeq lists its product as hypothetical. Gene Ontology annotation, cellular component: cytoplasm; nuclear exosome (RNase complex); nucleolus. The transcript has 2 exons. The record is from RefSeq and is a predicted model, not a curated record. Lineage: Eukaryota; Evosea; Eumycetozoa; Dictyosteliales; Dictyosteliaceae. Gene Ontology annotation, biological process: rRNA processing; rRNA catabolic process; CUT catabolic process. Bases 1 to 3021 code for a protein of 1006 amino acids. Gene Ontology annotation, molecular function: 3'-5'-RNA exonuclease activity; endonuclease activity; RNA binding.